UCAGCUGUACAACGCGGACGCGUCCCACCCACUCAACCCGGCUUGGCUGGCAUGCACGGCCAAUAUCAGCUGGCCAAUGGCGAUCCCAUGGGCGUGGCUGGCUUCAAUGGCCAUUCGUACCUUAGUUCCUAUAUUUCAUUACUCCUGCGUGCCGAACCCUAUCCCACCUCCCGCUAUGGCCAGUGUAUGCAACCAAAUAAUAUUAUGGGCAUUGAUAACAUUUGUGAAUUGGCUGCCCGUCUGCUAUUCUCCGCCGUUGAAUGGGCCAAAAAUAUACCCUUUUUCCCCGAACUACAAGUUACCGAUCAAGUUGCUCUGCUGCGUUUGGUAUGGUCCGAAUUGUUCGUACUCAAUGCCAGCCAAUGUUCAAUGCCACUGCAUGUUGCCCCCCUUCUGGCUGCGGCGGGUUUACAUGCCUCACCCAUGGCUGCGGAUCGUGUUGUUGCAUUUAUGGAUCAUAUCCGCAUCUUCCAGGAACAGGUGGAGAAAUUGAAAGCUUUACAUGUCGAUUCGGCUGAGUAUUCGUGUCUGAAGGCGAUUGUGCUGUUUACCACCGAUGCCUGCGGCUUAUCAGAUGUCAAUCACAUAGAAUCCCUGCAAGAGAAAUCGCAAUGCGCCUUGGAAGAAUAUUGCCGGACGCAAUAUCCAAAUCAACCAACGCGGUUUGGUAAAUUACUUUUAAGGCUUGCAUGGCUGGGCUGGGUGGUGAGG
Musca vetustissima is the source of this 711-nucleotide messenger RNA. Its product is annotated as steroid receptor seven-up, isoforms B/C. NCBI's taxonomy places the organism in Eukaryota, Metazoa, Arthropoda, Insecta, Diptera, Muscidae. The transcript is spliced from 2 exons. Gene Ontology annotation, molecular function: RNA polymerase II cis-regulatory region sequence-specific DNA binding; nuclear receptor activity. Gene Ontology annotation, biological process: regulation of transcription by RNA polymerase II; cell differentiation; anatomical structure development. The record is from RefSeq and is a predicted model, not a curated record. The annotation marks the transcript as partial.